Phycodurus eques (leafy seadragon) is the source of this 7324-nucleotide messenger RNA. RefSeq names its product solute carrier family 2 member 10 (gene slc2a10). The coding region runs from base 389 to 1951 and encodes 520 amino acids. The record is from RefSeq and is a predicted model, not a curated record. Gene Ontology annotation, biological process: transmembrane transport. Gene Ontology annotation, cellular component: membrane. Gene Ontology annotation, molecular function: transmembrane transporter activity. Lineage: Eukaryota; Metazoa; Chordata; Actinopteri; Syngnathiformes; Syngnathidae. The transcript is spliced from 4 exons.
UGGGUCUGGUUUCUUCACGAUAUGGCAAAGGAGACCCUAUUCGGGAUGAUGAAACAUCCAAGCGAGAAGCGAGCAUUUGAAAUGAAGGCGCGGAGUGUGUCCGGCAAGGCACCGUGAGGAGGACAAAGCACGUCCGCGUUCGCCGCAUUGUGAGGGGAGACAAGACCGACGAGUACCUCAACCCGAGACUUUUGGAGCACAGACCACGUGUUGUGACGGGGUGACGUCACGGACCCCGGGUUUUCCCGAACGGCUUUUUCGUGCAACUUGACUGCCACGUCGCGUCAACUUCCCGGAGCACCGGGAGGAAUGUCUUACGAGAAUGUCGUCUUGGACCUGAACAGGACCUUAACGAACAUGGCUGAGCGGCUCUUAUAAAGGGAUAGUCAUGGGUUUCUCUACCCUCCUGCUGGCGAGUGCUGUGUCCUCACUGGGAGGUCUGGUUUUUGGUUACGAACUGGGCAUCAUCUCUGGUGGUCUGCUGCAGCUCAAGGUUGAGUUCGGACUCAGCUGCAUCCAGCAGGAGGCGCUGGUCAGCUCCCUGUUGAUCGGAGCCUUGCUAGCCUCUCUGGUGGGAGGAGCCCUGAUCGACCGUUACGGCUGCAGAAAGUCCAUCCUGCUCAGUAAUGUCCUAAUGACGACUGGAAGUCUCAUCUUGCUUAUCAGCUCCUACCCGACCCUAUUGUUUGGCAGGUUCACAGUGGGCUUCGCCAUGUGCCAAUCCUCCAUGUCCUGCUGCAUCUUUGUGUCGGAGAUGGUAACUCCUGAGCGUAGGGGCUUUUUGGUAACACUGUACGAAGCUGGGAUCACUGUGGGCAUCCUUGUAGCUUACACCAUGAACUACAUUUUGUUUGACUUACAAAUGGGCUGGAAGUGGAUGUUUGGCUUAGCUGUAGUACCAACCUUGAUUCAACUUGUCUCUAUAUGGUUCCUCCCGUCGAACACUGAGGUGCAAUGUACAGAUAUUCAUCCUGAAACAGCUCUUAUGACUGCCAUUGAAACCCAAGACGAAGCGCGCUCUAACAGCAGCAAUGAAGGCGAGGUGGUGCAGUAUGAUGUCAUGUACCUUUUCCAGCGUAAAGACAACAUGAGGACCCGCACCAUCAUCGGGCUAGGACUGGUGCUUUUCCAGCAGUUGACAGGCCAGCCAAAUGUUCUCUUUUAUGCCUCCACCAUAUUUCACAGCGCAGGGUUUCAGAGCGACAACUCUGCAGUGCUAGCAUCGGUUGGUAUUGGAACAGUCAAAGUGAUUGCCACGCUCACCUCCAUGGUGUAUUCUGACAAAGUGGGAAGGAGGCCUUUGCUCAUCAGUGGAUGCUGUGUCAUGGGUUUUUGUCUGAUAUGCAUCGGACUUCUCAGUGGAAAUUCACUAAAGGACUCGAUGGGGCCUUGUAGCUCAGAGGACUCAAUUGGCAACAAAACGAGUCAACUUCAUUUAACAGUUGGAAAUGACACACCUCUGAACACACCUUUUGAUGAGGACCAUAAACUUCAAGCUGCUGGUGCACUAGUUGUUCGAAACCAAACAGAAAAACCUCUGACACCUGCCAUGGAAUCUUCUCCCAGCAUUCGUGACAAAGUUUUCAGCUGGAUCAUUCUCAUGUGCAUGAUGGCAGUUGUCACUGCAUACUCCAUUGGAUUUGGACCAAAAGAUACACCAGGUACUCUCCUGCCUGCCUCUCUGAUCACCUUGGCCGCAGCGGUCCAGUCUUCUGGAAGCUCCUCCCGUCCACCGAGAGCCCGUCUCACCUCUUCCCGAAAAGCUGAACAACACUCGUCCUGUCUCAGCUUCCACCACAUGGUUCUCUGCUCUGCCUUUGUCUACCUCAUCUUCCUCCUCACCACCAGAGUCCUCUUACACACCACCAUCCUAUGCUGUCUAGCCACACUCUCCCCUACCACUACCUUACUGUCUGUAACCUUCAUAUUACAUCGUCUGCACAAGAUAUAAUCCACCUGCAUGCUUCCACUUCCCCUCUUGUAGGUCACCCUAUGUUCCUGCCUCUUCUGGAAGAAAGUGUUCACUACAGCCAUUUGCAUCCUUUUUGCAAAGUCUACCACCAUCUGUCUCUCCAAGUUCCUUUCCGAGAUGUCGUACUUACCCAUCACUUCUUCAUCACCAUUACAUCCAUUGCCCAUUACAAUCUGCACCAAUCACGACUCUCUCUUUGUCUGGGAUGCUCAGAACUACUUCGUCUCGCUCCAUCCAGAAUGUCUCUUUCACCUCGAGGUCCCAUCGUACCUGUGGGGCAUAGCCGCUAAUCACAUUACACAUGACAGCCUCAAUUUCCAGUUUCAGCCUCAUCGCUCGAUCCGAUACUCUUUUCACCUCCAAGACAUUCUAAGCCAACUCUUCUUUUCAAAUAACCCCGACUCCAUUUCUCUUCCCAUCUCCACCAUGGUCAAAUAAUUUAAAGCCUCCACCUAAACUUUUACCCUUACUGCCUUUCCACCUGUUCUCCUGGACACACAAUAUAUCAACCUUUCUCCUCAUCAUCAUGUCGACCAACUCCCGAGAUUUUCCUGUCACCGUCCCAACAUUCAAAGUCCCCACAUUCAGUUCGAGGCUCUGUGCUUUCCUCUUCUCUUUCCCGCUUUCCACUUCUCCUUUGCCUUCGACCCACAGUAGCUGAAUUUCCACCGGCGCCCUGCAGGUAACAACGUGGCGGACGUUGUUAACCUGGACCAGGACCGAUCCGGUAUGGAAUUCUUUGGAUGAGAGCGCAUAUUUGUUUGGCAAAGUUUUAAGCCUGAUGCAGCCCGAUGGGGGGGCUGCAUUAAGAACAAUGGUAUUGCAAUAACUUAAUUAAAUAGAUGUGCAUUAUGAAUAAAGUGCCACAAAAUAGGCCAAAAAUUUGUAAAUUCGACACACCGCAGAAAAGAUGAUAACAAGCCAGACAAUGAAUGAAUGAAUAAAAAAAAAUUGCAAAGUAUGUAAAAUUUGGCUUCAAAAUGGUCAAGACUUGAGACAUUCGCUGAGCUUCAAGAUGCUGUGGGGCAGGGGUCUCAAAUUCAAAUUCACGGUGGGCCAAAAUAAAAAAUUAAGGUCACGGACCAAACUCAAUAUUUAAUGAAGAAUCACUGUGAUGUGCAUGUUUCCCUUCUCUGCAGAAAUAUAGCGUUAAAGUUUAUCAUAUCACAACAAACUUAAAUUGUGCUUCAAAACUGAAUCUGGAAUAAGAAAACUUUAAUAUUAUCAGAAUCAGAAUCAUCUUUAUUUGCCAAGUAUGUCCAAAAAAAACACACAAGGAAUUUGUCUCCGGUAGUUGGAGCCGCUCUUGUACGACAACAGACAGUCAAUUGACAGAGAACACUUUGGAGACAGAAAGACAAACAAUACUCUGAGCAAUAAAGGGUUGCUAGUUAUCUGGUAAUGCCGGUACAUUUUUUUUUUUUGACAAUGGUGCAAAAGAUGCAGAGUCCUCUAGCACUUAGAGCAGUUCGAAUGACUAAUAUUGCAAUAGUCCGGCGCAAUGACCAUUUGUGCAAAGGGCGCCGAGACUUCAAGGAGUGGAUGCGGUUUCAAGUGACGAGUAGUGCGAUCAUCUGGGACAAUGUCGAUUGUGCAAAUGUUGCAGAUACUCCUCAAUCAGUGAGCAGAUGCUACUCUGGCAUGAGUGGCCAGUAUUGGUCAACAACAGAUAUGCAAAUAGUGCAGCGUGGCGAGACAACUACGGUGAGUGUACGAGGAAUGUAUAAUUGGCCCCACAGAAAUGUGACAACGAACUCAAGUCAAAAAAUUGCCAGCAUGUUGCAAUGGAAUUGUAGGUUAGCUGUUUAAGAAGUUGAUCGCAAGAGGGAAGAAGCUGUUGGAAUGUCUGCUUGUUCUAGUUUGCAUUGAUCGGUAGCGGCUACCUUAUGGAAAGAGCUGGUGACCGGGAUGCGGAGGGUCCGAGAGGAUUUUGCACGCUCUUGUCUUAGUUCUGGCAGCGUGCAAGUCCUCAAGGGUGGGUAAGGGGGUACCGACAAUCCUUUCAGCAGUUUUGAUUGUCCGUUGCAGUCGGAGUUUGUCCUUUUUUGUAGCAGCACCAAACCAGACUUUGAGGACGGAGUUGAUGUUGGUCGCCCACUUCAGGUCCUGAGAGACUGUAAUUCCCAGGAACUUGAAGGUCUCGACGGUUGACACGAGGCAGCUGGACAACGUGAGGGGCAGCUGUGGCGAAGGAUGCCUCCUGAAGUCCUCGGUCAUCUCUACAGUCUUGAGCGUGCCUGUCAGGAAGCUCUAAAUCCACUGGCAGAUGGCAGGUGAGACGCUGAGCUGGAGAAGCUCGGAAGAAAGGAGUUCAGGGAUGAUGGUGUUGAACGCUGAGCUGAAGUCCACGAACAGGAUCCUCGCGUAGGUCCCUGCACUGUCGAGGUGUUCUAUGAUGAAGCGCAGUCCCAUGUUGACUGCGUCAUCCGCAGACCUGUUUGCACGGUAGGCAAACUGCAGGGGGUCCAGCAGGGGACCUGUGACGCUCUUGAGUUGGUCCAGCAUGAGACGUUCAAAGGACUUCAUGACCACAGAUGUCAAGGCGACAGGCCUGUAGUCAUUUAGACCCGAGAUUGCAGGUUUCUUGGGGACUGGAAUGAAACAGGAUGGUACUUCGCACAGUUCCAGAGAUCUAUUGAAGGUCUGUGUGAAGACUGGAGCGAGCUGGUCCGCGCAGACUUUGAGGCAGGAUGGGGACACAAUGGUCCGGGCCUGCCGCUUUGUUAAUCUUUUGUUGUUUGAAGAUGCGUCUCACAUCCUGUUCGUGGAGGAUCAACGCAGAAGGCAGAGGUGUGAUUGUGGUCGCGGGUGCGGCCGGCUGGGUGUGUGGUGUGAAAGUGUCCUUUUCAAAUCGGCAGUAGAAGUUAUUCAAGUCGUUGGCUAGUGUGCUAUUGUUCCCAGCUUGGGGGGGAUCGUCGCUUGUGAUUGGUCAGCGAAUGGAAUGCAUGCCAGACUGAUUUAGAGUCGUGAGUUUUUGCUGCAUAGUUCCUCUUUGCAAUGUUAAUUUCUUUAGUCAGCUGGUUUCUAGCUCGAAACAUGAGAAAUCAAAUUUGCAAUAAAAAACAUCAGUGUUAUUUGUUGGUUGUUCUGUAUUUAAAUGGAUACAAUAAAUUGAAAUCUUCUAUUUAUUUAUCUCCAACUACCUUCCUUUGUGAUGUAAAUCUUUUUUCAAAGGCCAACAAGAAAAAACAACCCAAAAUUGUCCUUCAAUAAAAAUCCAAACUUCAAACUGUUAACAGUCCCUACGUAGGAGUUGAUAAAGGGCAUUCAAAAGAAUAUUCAUCCGAUUAUGUUAUUUCCCUUGUUGUAGUGGCGUUGCCCCGCACACGACAAGCAGGUCUGUCUGUCUGUCCGUCCGUCUGUCUGUCUUUUACUUUAGCCAACAGACGAUCUGCCUCCCACCUGUCUUGGAAGUGAACCGUUUUCCAUCUUUCGUUUGGCCAUUUUUGCGAAGGGGAAGUGUAAAUUUGCUCGAGGAGACCGGUAGCAUAGUUGGUAACGACUGCAACUCGCCGGUCUAGACUGAUGGGCCGACACACUAGCAAAGCAUUGUGGGAUUUGUAAUAUUAGUGGCGCAGCUCUAAUACACAUUUGAUCUGGGCUCGCGGGCCAAACAUAAUUACAUCGUGGGCCAAAUUUGACCCCUGGGCCAGAGUUUGACACAUAUGCUGUGGGUUGUCGCCGUGUACUCUGAAAUCCCGCCUCCAGCUGUCAAUCAAAUACUUCCAUCGAGACAAAUUCCUCGUGUGUUUUUGACAUAUUAGGCAAAAUAAAGAUGAUUCUGAUUCUGAUCUAUGGCGGUUCCCAUUAUGUGUUGGCAUUAUGCUAGCUCACUUGGAGGCAAAGUUAUGUGGUGGUUUUAAAUACACAAUGUGUCAUAUUUUUGCUUUGUUUCGUUUGACAGUCAACUUUGAGGCCCGCUACUUUUCAAAGAUUUCUUCACGAUGCCAAACUGCUACUUGUGAAGCGAGCCGAGUUGAGUUCAAUUAUCACCGUGCAACGCUCGUAUCGCAAACCUUUGCUUGCAAAUCAAAGCAGAAACAAACCCAACCAUCCCAACGAGAGCUCCGUGUCUGCCAAAACUCGAACGUCAGGCCGUUCGUAUCUCAAGGCACUACUACUGUGCAUGCUUACUGUCAACCUGAAUACGGCGGUAUUUUCAGCCUGAAAAUACUGCCGGUAUAACAAGGGAUAAUGUAGCCUUCAUUUGUUGUUUGCUAUAUAAGUAUUUUUGCAGUGACUUGAGUUUUUAGGGUUUUGGUUUCAUACUGCACCACAUUGAAUUUGAAAACAAAGACUGCAGACUUUCAUCGGUUUCCCAAAAUAUGGCAUUCAUCAUUUAGGAAUUGCAGUGAUUUUAUGCACAGUCCAUGGUUAUUACAGUUGUUACUCGAUUUUGAUACUGUUAUCCGUUGCUCUUGCUCUUGCUCUCUUUCGAUGUGUUUGUAUUGUUCCAAAAGUGUGUUUCAAUACCUUAAAAAAGUCCAAGUGCCAUAAAUGGUAUAAAAUACGCAUGCCUAGGGUGGAACCUAACCCCAGUGAGGGAGGGAGAUGGCUGUAUCUCCGCUUAUGUUAUCGGUUGAAAUACUUCAAUAAUAUUUUGCCGACCUUGAUACAGUUACUAAUAUUCUUGCAAAAACACCUUACACAGCGGUUGUUCAAAGACUACUUCUCCUUUAUACGUGUAUAGGUCACACUGCAUUAUCUUCACUAAACAUGGACUAUGUUCGAUUGUUUUCUCUUAUCCUGUGAUGAUCUUGUCUGACGUCAUCGUCCUCUGAUUUAGUAAAAACAAAAAUCACCCCCAACCGCAAACAUAGUCAACGGUCUAAUCAGUCAUUAGUCAAUAUUAGCAAGUCACAGUGUUGCAUGCACAGCCCUAAAUGAAGACCGACGCAAAGGCAGCAGGACCCACCAACAAGCAGCAACUAAAGGGAGGUGCACUUUAGGUCUGGGAAAGCCAAAGAGGAAAUUUAGAAUUGAGUGUUUUUCGUGGGCUCCAGAAUUCAGGCAAUCAUUGACUCAAAGUGCUUUCAAAAAUAAUUUGAAUGAUUGUCCAAAUACUAAAUCGAGGUAUUCUGCUUAAAAUGGCCCUAUUUCCUAAAUAGUAAAUGCCAUAUUUUUAUGAAACGUCUUAAACGUCUCCACCUUAAGGAACAAAAUAUCAACGUAAUAACGCUCUUUUAUUGUCGAAAUAUUUCUGGACCUAACUGUACCUCGUAAGCAUAGAAACAGAAGCUCUUGUUUGUUUGCUGCAGUGACCUGGCUCCUCCUCACUGAAAUAUUUCCCGCUGCUGUGAGAGGAAGAGCCUUCGCAUUCGCCAGCUGCUUCAACUGGAGUGCCCACCUCUU